Messenger RNA from Cajanus cajan (pigeon pea), 2072 nucleotides. RefSeq lists its product as uncharacterized. Gene Ontology annotation, biological process: glucosylceramide biosynthetic process. Gene Ontology annotation, molecular function: ceramide glucosyltransferase activity. Gene Ontology annotation, cellular component: membrane. Lineage: Eukaryota; Viridiplantae; Streptophyta; Magnoliopsida; Fabales; Fabaceae. The record is from RefSeq and is a predicted model, not a curated record.
UUUAAUUUUGUCGUGUGGUGCAAAUGGUGUGGAGAUAGAAAUAGGCUUGACUCAAUCAAUGAAAUAAAAACUCCCCCCCAUGUUCUUGUCUUGCAAGAAUCAGAGAGUUGAUUAGGAACAAACAAAACUUCUGACAUCACAGAAAGAAGGGUCACCAUAAUGCCUUCCUUAGACUCUCUCGAUUUCUUCCUCUUCCGUCUCAGCACUGACUUCACCACCCCUUUGGCAAUUUUUGCUCAGGCGCAGGGAUGUCUAAUUUGCUUACUCCUUGCUUUUGGUUGGGCUUGUGCUGCAUUUGUCAGGAACCGAGAAAUAAAUCGAAUUAAGAAGAGUAUGCGGAACGGCAAUAACUUUGCAUUCCUUUGUCAUGAUAUUAACGAACUUGAACACUCCAAUCAGGCUGAUCUUCCAAGAGUAUCAAUAAUAAUGCCCCUAAAAGGAUUUGGAGAACACAAUCUCCAUAACUGGAAGACUCAGUUAACAUCGCUUUACGGUGGCCCUCAAGAAUUUCUUUUAGUGCUUGAAAGUACAGAGGAUCCUGCAUACCAUCAUGUAUCAAAACUAGUAUCAGAAUUAGAGAAUACUGUUGAUGCUAAGAUUAUAGUAGCUGGUUUGUCAACAACAUGUAGUCAAAAAAUUCACAAUCAAUUGGUUGGGGUGGAGAAAAUGCACAAAGACAGCAAGUAUGUAUUGUUUUUAGAUGAUGAUGUUAGGCUACAUCCUGGAUCAAUUGGAGCGCUUGUUCGUGAAAUGGAAAAGAACCCUGAGAUAUUCAUUCAAACUGGAUACCCUCUUGACUUGCCAUCUGGAAGUCUAGGGAGUUAUUGCAUCUAUGAAUACCAUAUGCCUUGUUCAAUGGGCUUUGCCACUGGUGGACAAACAUUCUUUUUGUGGGGAGGGUGCAUGAUGAUGCAUGCCGAGGACUUUAGAAAAGAUAAUUGUGGUGUAGUCUCAGGACUUAGAGAUGGUGGAUAUUCUGAUGAUAUGACUCUUGCAGCCAUAGCUGGUGCUCACAAGAAGCUCAUUAGUUCUCCUCCAGUUGCUGUCUUUCCUCACCCCCUUGCAAGUGAUCUUAAUUUUGGAAGGUACUGGAAUUAUUUGAGGAAACAAACAUUUGUUUUGGAGUCAUAUGUAACCAAAGUUAACCAAGUAAUGAACCGUGCAUUAUUUGCUGUUCACUGUUAUUUGUCAUGGGGAUUUGUAGCACCAUACGUCAUGGCAGCAGUUCAUGUUGCGGCAGCACUAAGAUUUCGCGCUAGGGAGUACUCACUUGAAGAAAUGAACUACUCUUCUGUCGGGUUAACAAUGGUGUGGCUCCUAGCCACAUGCACUCUUGUUGCGCUUUUCUCAAUGUGGAACUUGACAAGGAUAGAAGUUCUACUUUGCAACAUAUUGUCCCCAGAAGCACCACGACUUUCUCUGGCUUCUUAUAAUUGGUGUAAAGUAUUCAUUGCAAUGCUGGUGGAUAACUUUUUAUACCCUAUAUCUGCAAUUCGUUCUCAUUUUUCUCAAUCUAUCAAUUGGUCUGGCAUUAUAUACUAUUUGAAAGAUGGAAAAAUCAACAAGAUAGAAAGACUACCAAAAAGACAGGAUGUGUGUCCAGUUUUCACCGACUUGGGAGGAAAACAUUUGUACGGAAGGAAAGGGUUGCCUGCCAAGGGCUCAUUCCUCAGUUCUUUGUCCAAAACUUUGUUUCAACGGCGUCAACCAAAGAGAUCUGAGUAACCAGGAAACGGCUUCAUUCAGCAUACAAAGUUUCUGUCUAUUUUGUCUUGUGUCUCUGCCCCAAAUUUUGAGGCACAAUGAUUCCUUUGGAAGCAAUGGUUUUUGUUAGAUAGCCUUAUUAAUUGUUUAGUGGUUCAUAAUUGAUUGAUUGAUUUAUUCUUCUGUGAGGCAGAAUCCUUGUUCCAUAUACAUGUAUUUUUUUAAUUACCCAUUCAACCCCAUAUGAUUUUCAGACCCUUCUUGAGCCUAAUUUUGUAACUGUAACAAUUCAAUUAUGUAAUUUAUGUACAACAACCAAGAAUUGCUAAACGCAUAUUCAGUUUAGCAAUUCAAAUUCGAGUUUUUAA